Messenger RNA from Carassius gibelio (silver crucian carp), 717 nucleotides. RefSeq names its product transcription initiation factor TFIID subunit 13. The coding region runs from base 142 to 516 and encodes 124 amino acids. The record is from RefSeq and is a predicted model, not a curated record. Gene Ontology annotation, biological process: transcription by RNA polymerase II. Gene Ontology annotation, cellular component: transcription factor TFIID complex. Lineage: Eukaryota; Metazoa; Chordata; Actinopteri; Cypriniformes; Cyprinidae. Gene Ontology annotation, molecular function: protein heterodimerization activity. The transcript is spliced from 2 exons.
UUAAGCUCGUCAUCCAGAUCUCCAGGGGGCGCUGACGUUUUCUUCCACUGGCGCGUCAUGUGGAAAUGAAUUAGCAGUACUUCCUGUCUUUGCAUUUGCUGGCUGGGGUGUUUUGUUUUGUUCCCGUCUGGUUUUCCCAAAAUGGCUGAAGAAGAGGAUGAUCCCGGGUUUGAUGAGGAGUUAGACGACGGAGGUAACGGAGCAGACUCGGGCCAAGGUAAAAGAAAGCGGCUUUUUUCCAAGGAGCUUCGCUGCAUGAUGUAUGGGUUUGGAGACGACCAAAAUCCCUACACCGAAUCGGUGGAUAUACUGGAGGAUCUAGUGAUCGAGUUCAUCACGGAGAUGACACACAAGGCGAUGUCUAUAGGGCGCCAGGGUCGCGUGCAGGUGGAGGACAUCGUGUUUCUCAUCCGCAAGGACCCUAGAAAGUUUGCGAGAGUGAAGGACCUGCUCACUAUGAACGAGGAGCUGAAGAAGGCUCGCAAAGCAUUUGACGAGGCAAAUUAUGGGUCUUGAAAUAGGCCAUCGGUUGCCAUGUUGUCCAUGCAAUCCAUGAAAAAAAUGUAAUUUCAUUAUGGGAUUUUACCUGUUGAGAACCCUUGUCCACUUUUCUUACAGCUUUGUGUUUAUUCAGUUGCUUGCCAGUUUAUACUUCAUGAGUUUUCAUUGUGUUUGUGUUUAAGAUGUACAAUAAAAAUACAUUUGUUAAACGUUCAA